AUGUCGUCCGUCAAGCUCUCCCCCGCGAUCAAGCGCCUUCUCGCAACUCGUAACCCGAACUCUUUCCCGGGCCCUUCUCGCGCGCCGCUUACAAGCGUACUCCAGCGCACCCGCGCCGACGCGCGGAAGCGCGGCGCCGAGGACGGAUGGCUCGUCCUCGCGGCGUGCGCCCUGCUCACAAGCAACGUCCCGCCCGCCUUCGCGCACCUCUACAAGGUCGCGACACACCCGCAAGACGCACCGAAGCCCGCUGACCUCGCUACGCGCGUGCGCACUGCUGCGCUUCUACGUGAAGCUGCUCUGAAGAGCACGAUCUUCGUUGGUGUACCGCGCGUUAUUCUUUCGCUUGCGGCUUUCCACGGUGCGCUUGAGGAUGAUGUGCAUCCAGAGCUGCGCAAGGAGGCGCAUCCAGACCGGCAUCCUAGCGAAGACCUCACUGCGCGUGGGCAGGCGCUUUGGCAAAACAUCUACGCGCCACACGACGUGAAGCUUGCAGCGAAGCUCGGAAGCUAUCAUCCUGACUUCAUUGCGUUCAUCAUUCAAGCUUAUGGGGCCGUUCUCUCUCCUCUUCCACCUACGACGUCGAACACUCAAGGCAACCUCUCGCGAGCGCUUGGUUCAGUCGUCGGCAUCUCUUGCCUUCGCGCAGAGGCGCGUGUUGGGCCACAACUUGUAUCGCACGUCUUCGGGUUGCUGAAGGCGGGUACAUGGCCUGGAGAGCUCAGUGCGGAGGAUAAGUGGCUCGGGAGCGAUGAAGGAACGCAGUGGGUCAUUGAAACGACCGAUGAGAUCCUAGAUGUCGUGGAGAAGGACAAGGAAAGCGUGGAGUGGGAGGAAGACGUCAAGGCCAAACUGUGA
This is a messenger RNA of Peniophora sp. CBMAI 1063, 858 nucleotides long. The record is from the annotation of a GenBank genome assembly. Lineage: Eukaryota; Fungi; Basidiomycota; Agaricomycetes; Russulales; Peniophoraceae.